AAAGAUAUGCACCGGAGGAUCCGAACCCCAAACCCUCCGCGCCGAGAGCCCUCGAACGUCGCCCUUCUUCCUCUCUUUCCCAUUCCAACGAAAACCCCCACGGCAAAGAUGCGACGGACCGUCGCUCGAUCUCUUCUCCUUAAAUCCAUAUCUACUUCCUGCCCCUCUCCGAAACCCUCGUCGUCUUCUCUCCCGAGAAUCCCCGCGAAGCCCCCAAAAUCCAGUCGUUUGCCCCUCCCCACCUCGGCCACCCGUCCUCUUUGCCGCACCUUCCUCCCCAACCCUUCGCCCCAUGCCAGGAACCGCGCCGGAGACCGCCGCGAGUUCAGCGCCGGCGAGCUGCCCACCGACCACAGCAAGGAGGUGGACGAGAUCAACCUUAAGUUCGCGGAGGCUCGUGAGGAGAUCGAGGCGGCGCUGGAGUCCAAGGAGACGGUCUACUUCGACGAGGAGGCGGAGUGCGCGCGGGAGGCGGCGAAGGUAGUGCUGGAAAUGUUCGAAGGGCUUCUCGCAAGGCUGCCGGAAAAGGAGAGAACGGCGCUGCAGAGGUCGAUGGGCCUUAAGAUCGAACAACUGAAGGCCGAGCUCAAGCAGUUGGAUGAUUAGUUGAGGUGGGUGUUCUUCGGUUUCGUAUCUUUGCUCCUGGAGUAUCGAGUUGUUUUUUAUCAAUAAAUUCUUGAACCUUCGCUCAUUUAUUUGAGAAAUUAUUGGAUAAUAUUGGAUUUUCUUUUUAAUGAAGUCUGGUUAUGGA
Molecule: messenger RNA, 751 nt
Organism: Phoenix dactylifera (date palm)
Lineage: Eukaryota; Viridiplantae; Streptophyta; Magnoliopsida; Arecales; Arecaceae
Source: RefSeq, a predicted model, not a curated record